CAAGCGACCAUUGCGCACUACCGCCGCGCAGCAGCGAACUGCAGCAGACCCGCACCUCUCUAUAAACCGGAAUAUCUCGCAAGUGGACAGAGGCGGUUGCUGUGUACGAAGUGGAAUUUAUGAGAGAAAAGAAAUCCUAUAAAAGCCAGACAGAGAGAGAGAGUGAAGUUUCAGCGGCGUAAAGAAAAUACAUUGUUUUGUGGUUGGUGUUUUACUUUACAGCGCCUGUCUCUGCCUUGAAGUAGCCUACAUUUUAACCAGCUCCCACGGCUUCUCAGUCCCUCCUCCCGAAACUCAAAGCAAUACUUCAACUCUUGUUGUGGAGGAUAUUCUCGCACUUCGUGUUAUUUUUCUCUCGAAGGACUGAGAUGGUGAAAUUUAUAUGAAAGCAUGCUGUAGAACCAGUUUUGAUAGUUCGCCUUCUGUCAACUUUUUGAUGCAAGUGUGUCGAGCAAGAGAAGCUACUUGAACCGUGUUUGCUGUCCAGCCUGGAUAAACCUUUACUAUGGAUGGACCUCCGAGAGGGACAAUUGACUGCAGCUGAAGGAAACCUCAAUUACAUCAGGACCAUGCGAAAAAAUAUGCAUCCACAAUCCUUUCUAAAGCUUUGUGCAGAGCCAUCAAGACUACAGGAUGACUGAGGCAUGUUGUAUGACAUAUCAGACCACUGAUCAUCAAAGGCCUCCCAAAACGAAGACUUGGAUCAUAAUUCUUUUGUGUUGAAUUUUUUUUUUUUUUUUGGUGUGUGGAAAAACUUUUUAAGUAUUGGACGAAGUAAAAGGAUUGUCUACAUGAGGUGCGGAAACGGACUGGAAGCCCAUGGUUAGCAGGGCAGCUGCUGCAGCUCGUGGAAUAACUUGAGCCCAGACUGUUGGGGAGUCACUUCUUCAGGGGCCAAGGGAUCUCAUCCCAGCACCAACCUGCCCCGUCUGACUUUCCCACCGGUCUAAAGGCAGACCCCACUAUCCAAUGGCAUGGGUCAAGUUCUUCAGGAAGCCAGGGGGCAAUCUGGGGAAAUCGUACCAACCGGGGAGCAUGCUGUCUUUGGCCCCCACCAAAGGACUGUUGAACGAGCCGGGUCAGAACAGCUGUUUCCUCAACAGUGCUGUGCAGGUAUUAUGGCAGCUGGACAUCUUCAGACGCAGCUUGAGGCAGCUGUCUGGACACUUCUGUCUAGGAGAAUCAUGCAUCUUUUGUGCAUUAAAGGGCAUUUUCUCCCAGUUCCAGCACAGUCGUGAGCGCGCCCUGCCCUCUGACAAUCUGCGUCACGCCUUGGCAGAGACCUUUAAGGACGAGCAGCGCUUCCAGCUGGGCUUCAUGGAUGAUGCCGCAGAGUGCUUUGAGAAUAUCCUGGAGAGGAUCCACCUGCACAUUGUGCCUGAGGAGACAGAUGCCUGCACCUCAAAGUCUUGCAUCACGCAUCAGAAGUUUGCUAUGUCACUUUAUGAGCAGUCUGUGUGCCGUAGCUGUGGGGCAUCCUCCGACCCACUGCCGUUUACAGAGCUGGUGCAUUAUGUCUCCACCACCGCUCUCUGUCAACAGAUGCUCCAGAGCAAAGACGAGUCAUUCGGGGAACUGUUACAAGCAGCAAGUACGUUAGGGGACCUUCGUAACUGUCCAAGCAACUGUGGCCAGAAGAUUAGGAUCAGACGGGUCCUCAUGAACUCUCCAGAGAUAGUUACCAUAGGCUUCGUCUGGGACUCUGACCAGUCAGACCUCACAGAAGACGUUAUCCGCUCGCUGGGCUCUCAUCUCAGUCUUUCUGCGCUCUUCUAUAGGGUGACAGAUGAGCAUGCCAAAAAAGGAGAGCUACAGCUUGUGGGGAUGAUCUGCUACUCCAGCCGCCACUACUGUUCCUUCGCCUUCCACACAAAGUCCUCCAAAUGGGUCUUCUUUGAUGACGCCACUGUGAAAGAGAUCGGCUCCAGGUGGAAAGAUGUGGUCAGCAAAUGUAUCAAAGGUCACUUCCAGCCUCUCCUCCUCUUUUAUGCCAACCCUGACGGGAGUGCUAUCCCCACAGAUGAUGCCUCAAAAAAAAACAGCAGCCAGUCUCACAAUAAGACCCUGGUCAAUGGAAAAGUGCAAGGUUUUGAGUCUCCAGUUUUAUCACUCAAGAAGUUGGACCUCACCAGGGAGAAUCUGCACGCCGUGUUGGGCCAAGGUUCUUUCAAAGAAAAGAUCCCUUCGACCUUCAGCAGGGGCAGUGCUCAGACCAGUGGAGGAAGGGGACCAGUGAAAAUUGGCACCAGCGAUCCCAAGAGUCGCCUCAGGGAGAUUUCUCGAGAAGUCGCCCAAAGAGCUGGAGAAGUGCGUGUGAUGCAUCCAUCCAGAAGAGAGCCUGAUAGGAGCGGCCAGCGGAGGCCAGAGUCACGCUACAGAGAUCCAGGUCAGGACAGGACCUACUCCCGCUCCGUCUCCCCUCCAGAGAAUGGCUUCAAACAACACCUGGAAACUCGUCUGUACAGCAGCCAAGGAAAAGGUCCCACACGGACUGAGCGAACACCCUACCUUGGUGGACGGUCCUCACAUGAACCUGCUCGCACUCACUCAAAGGUGCAAGUGUUGCCCAGUGUGCCCAUUAUCAGUAGCGGUCAUUACAGCCGGAAAUUAGACCAUGUCUCCAACGGAUAUGAUACUGACAGCAGCCAAGACUCCAGAGAGCGUCCUGGAAGUGGAGGGAACAGCCGCAGCAGGUCCAGCCGCCCCUGGAAGCCCAUUCGUGAGGCCCUAAAUGUUGACAGUGUUGUGAGUGCCGUUACUAGUGAUCAUUUGGUAAAUCAAGAGCGAAGGCAGCACAGUCCAUGGAGAAGACCUAGCAGUCAGUCGCCCUCCCGUGACCGAGAGCGAGACAGAGAGUUUACAUGGGGAGGCCGAGAAGAGCGCAAACCCAAGAGCCUAAUGACCAUCUAUGAGGAUGAGCAGAGGCAUGAGACAGGGGGCAGCCGAAGCUCGCUGGACUCAGAUGACAAGGACAGGUCAAACGGCGCAGCAAUUCUAAAAGUGCGGAACGACAACUGGAAGAUCCAGCGAACUGAAUCUGGAUAUGAAAGUAGUGACAGACUAAGCAAUGGCUCAGCAAAUCUUGACUCCCCUGUGGUAGAGAACCUUUCUUCCAAGGACCUGCGGCCCACACCUGAGCUGCAUCUGACGAGGGAUCACUUCCUUCAGAGAAAAAGUGAAGAUUUAAAGGCUGACAUAUUGCUAUCUACCUUUCCCACUGGUGAACAAGGAAGACAAUCUCCGGAUCUACAAGAUGCAGGCAACCUCUCUGGUCAGCCAAUACAAAGAAGAAGAGCCUUCCGGUACACUCCCGGGAUCUUGGAGAAAAACAAUGGUCUGGACAGCGAGCAAGAGGAAAACGUGGAUCACAGCCCUGUGAGCCCCGUACAUCUUUACUUGGCAAAGACCAGCAGUUCUGAGUGGAACAGCUCAGAUGACCUCGCUGGACCUUUCUCUGAACUAGAACACAUAGACCCUUUCUCGCUCAACUAUCCCCCACCUUUACCCCCCAAGACCUUCGGCAACAGUCCUGCUGACCCAUCUGGUGUCUACUCCCAACCGCCGGAGGUGGCAAUACGGUUUAGCCCCCGCAAUGAACCCAAAAAUGGCGUGUCCUCACUCUCGCACACCACCCUCCGUCGGUGGAUUGAGACACCUGCCGAGACCAGGCUUUCAUCGGAUGCCAGCUCCAAGUCCGGGUCAUCGGACCAGGAUAGGAACGAUCUGUCAGCCAGCGAAAGCGACGAAAGGUUACCCAGUCCAAUGCCCGGACAGGAUGACGGUCCAGACUCCCCUGGUCUGACAGAUAUGGUUCUGCCCACCACUUACUUUUCUGUGGAUAGCUGCAUGACUGACACUUACCGGGCCAAAUACCAUAAGAAGCCUGCUUUUUACAUGAAAGCAGAGGACCAUAUGUCCUCAGGGGAGAGUGAUGUCGAAGGACGGCUCCCUUUGCCAGAUGCUCAGCCACCAGAGAUUUCCAAAAGCAGAUCAGAAUCAGUCUUUGGCUUUUGUCCUGCAGGCUAUUCUACCACAAAGACUACUGCAAAGUGGAACCCAAUUACUCCAAAAGGACUUGAUGAGCAUGGCUUCCUAUGAUUUCAGCAAAAGCAUCAAAACACUUAAACCAGUUACUGGAUGCCAAAAGAAAUUGCUAUGCACUACGGCUGCUACACAGUUUUACUCCUAACUGGGAUGUGUAUUAGCUCAUUUACGUUUCAUAACAGGUAGUUGGACAUGAAACUGGAUGCCAAAGAGAUUGUAAAAAGAACGACAGGUGUCCUUAAUAGCUAUCUUGGUGGUAGGAACUGCUCAAAGCUUUGAAUGAGUAGUGAAUUUGCACAGUGAACUAGAAAGGUACAGUAAGAAGUAACAAACAUGCCUAAAAGAUUUUGCUGUUGAUCAUGUAUGGACUUUUGGAGCUCAAAAGCAAAGCGUUAGGUC
Molecule: messenger RNA, 4443 nt
Organism: Etheostoma cragini (Arkansas darter)
Lineage: Eukaryota; Metazoa; Chordata; Actinopteri; Perciformes; Percidae
Product: inactive ubiquitin carboxyl-terminal hydrolase 53
Exons: 18
Coding region: 970-4098 (1042 amino acids)
Biological process (GO): response to auditory stimulus; protein deubiquitination; sensory perception of sound
Cellular component (GO): cell-cell junction
Molecular function (GO): cysteine-type deubiquitinase activity
Source: RefSeq, a predicted model, not a curated record